AUGGCGAUGAAAUCAAUACCAGCCAUGAGCUUUCUUCGAGCUGUUCGUCCCUUAGGCCGCAGAUCAAACACCCUAUUUCAUCCCGCUUCCGCCCGUCCCCUCCUCCGCCGCUCACUCAUCUCCGCACCAGGGCCGCAUUCAGGACCCCUCCUAAGCCGGCGAGCAGACCGCGAGCUUCCUUCAAUAAAGUCGGGCCGAAGGUGGCUCCGUACCUUGCCAAUUUUCUUCGUCGUCGUUGGCGCUUCCAUGCUAGGCAUGUUCAAUUACCAGAAAUCCUCGUCAAGCGUGGUGAAUAGCACCCUGUAUGCGUUGCGGGUAUCGCCCAAGGGAAGGGAACUUCUAGGUGACGAGAUAUACUUUGCGCAGAAAAUUCCGUGGAUUAGCGGGGAGAUGAAUCAGUUGCAUGGGCGGAUUGAUAUUUCGUUUUGGGUCAAGGGAACGAAGAGCAAGGCGAAGAUGAGGUUCCGGAGUAUUAGGGAUGGAAGAAAUGGAUAUUUCCGAACCGAAAACUGGACUCUUACACUGGAGGAUGGCACGGUAGUGCAGCUAUUGGAUGCAUCGCAAGGAGACCCUUUCCAAAAUGUGAUGUCUGGCGACACUACGACUGACUUGAAGACGUCGAUAUGA
Molecule: messenger RNA, 627 nt
Organism: Blastomyces gilchristii SLH14081
Lineage: Eukaryota; Fungi; Ascomycota; Eurotiomycetes; Onygenales; Ajellomycetaceae
Product: cytochrome oxidase complex assembly protein
Exons: 2
Coding region: 1-627 (208 amino acids)
Biological process (GO): mitochondrial respiratory chain complex IV assembly
Cellular component (GO): mitochondrial inner membrane
Source: RefSeq, a predicted model, not a curated record